Carassius carassius (crucian carp) is the source of this 5583-nucleotide messenger RNA. Its product is annotated as unconventional myosin-Ih-like. The transcript is spliced from 36 exons. Lineage: Eukaryota; Metazoa; Chordata; Actinopteri; Cypriniformes; Cyprinidae. Gene Ontology annotation, biological process: DNA integration; actin filament organization; vesicle transport along actin filament. Gene Ontology annotation, molecular function: nucleic acid binding; actin filament binding; microfilament motor activity. The coding region runs from base 1 to 5583 and encodes 1860 amino acids. The record is from RefSeq and is a predicted model, not a curated record. Gene Ontology annotation, cellular component: actin cytoskeleton; plasma membrane; vesicle.
AUGGCGUAUUCCAGGUGGGUUUAUGUGGUGAGUUUGCCCAAGGGGGUUACUGAGGUUAGCUCUGUCAUUGCUGCUGUUGGCUCCCAUAGUGCUCAGGUUGCUUCCACUAUGGAGGAACAGAUUAGGUCUAUUGACCUAUCUGUUUUGUCAUUGCAAGAUCAGGACCAGGUUAGGGCCUUAUUACUGGAGUAUCAGGGUGUGUUCUCUGCUCAUGAGGGAGAUUUGGGGUGUACCAGUUUACUGUCACACGACAUCCCUUUGCUGGAUGACAUCCCUGUUCGGCAGCGUUAUCGCCGGAUACCACCCUCAGAGUAUGAGGUAGUGAAGGCCCACAUUGAUACACUGUUGGAGUCACGGGUUAUAAGGGAAAGUUGCAGUCCGUAUGCUUCCCCGAUAGUCUUGGUUAAAAAGAAGGACGGUAGUCUGCGCAUGUGUGUGGACUACCGCCAACUGAACUCCAAGACUAGGAAGGAUGCUUUCCCCCUUCCGAGAAUCGAGGAGUCCUUGGAUGCUCUAACAGGUGCCCGCUGGUUUUCCACUAUGGAUUUAGCCAGCGGGUACAAUCAGGUUCCUCACCUGGAGCGCCUGGAGGUCGUCCUGAGUAGGCUGAAGCGUGAGGGCCUUAAAGCAAGUUAUUACCGUCGCUUUGUGGAGGGGUUUGCCAAGUUGGCGGCCCCUCUGCAUAGGGUGGUGGCGGAGUGUGGAAGUGCUAGGCCCAAGAAGCGAGCGGAGCAGAGUUUUGCUGACGCUUGGACAGCUCAGUGUCAAAAUAGCUUUGAUGAGCUCAAGGCAAUGUUUGUUAAGGCCCCGGUGCUUGCCUACGCAGAUUUCUCCCGACCGUUUAUUUUAGACGUAGACGCCAGUCUGAGUGGGUUGGGGGCAGUCCUUUCACAGGAACAAGAUGGGAAGGUGGAGGUCUUAACAGGGUUACACCAGCAGCACGGGCACCAGGGUAUCGAACGCACUACAGAACUGGUGCGCCAGCGCUGUUAUUGGCCAGGCAUGUCGGCCAUGGUGGCGAAAUGGUGUCAAGAGUGCGAGAGGUGCCAGGCUGCCAAAGAUCUGCAGCCGGGUGCCCGUAGUUUUAUGGGUCAUUUGCUGGCUUCCCGACCAAAUGAAAUUGUGGCCAUCGAUUUCACCCAGCUUGAAGUAUCCUGUUCGGGAUUGGAGAAUGUUCUAGUAAUGACGGAUGUCUUUACAAAGUAUACUAUUGCGGUUCCUACCCGGGAUCAACGGGCUGAGACAGUAGCUCAGGUACUGGUUACUGAGUGGUUCUACAGGUUGGGGGUGCCUGGGAGAAUUCAUUCUGACCAGGGCCGUAGCUUUGAGUCAUUCUUGAUCCAGCAACUUUGUAAAUUGUACGGCGUUGAGAAAUCUCGUACUACCCCUUACCACCCUUCUGGUAAUGGGCAGUGCGAGCGGUUCAAUAGAACAUUGCACAACCUAUUGCGCACCUUACCGGUUUCACGUAAGAGGGACUGGGCGUCCAGUCUCCCUCAGGUGCUCUUCUCCUAUAACACCACCCCGCACCAAGCCACUGGUGAGUCCCCCUACUUUUUAAUGUUUGGCCAGGAGCCACGACUUCCCAUUGAUUUUUUGCUCGGUAGAGUUCCAGAGCCGGUGGCUGGCGACGUGCACGAAUGGGUAGUGGAACAUCAGACAAGGUUGAAAGUGGCGUUUGAGGGAGCACGAGAACGGCUGAGACUGACUGCUGACCGGCGUAAAACGCAUUUUGAUCGACAUGUUCGAGAUACGCCCCUGGAAGAGGGCCAGUUGGUUUACCUCCGCGAUUAUGGCAUUAGAGGGCGCCAUAAAAUCCAGGAUCUGUGGAGUCCAGUGGUGUAUAAGGUGGUAGAGGCUCCUAGAUCUGGGGGUGCAGUGUAUAGCAUUGCACCUAUACAUGAGGAGGGUAAGGUGAAAAGAGUUCAUCGGUCGUUACUAAAGGCUAGGAUUCAAAGGAAUCCUACCCCGGUUGUACUUGGUGGGCCAGUAGGGGAGCUCGAACAGGAGCCGGCGGAGGAGAUGGAGGAGGCAGAUUUCUGGCUAGUAAGACCCGAAGGCCCCCAACUCGUGUUGGAUUCGGUCGACUCUGCCCCUUCAGUACCCGAGCUUGGAGUCCCAGGUGAGCAACACCAACCCUGUGGCAUGGGGGUUGGUCCAGUGUUAUCACCUGGUACCUCAGCUAUGGAGCAGGCUCCUGUUGAGAGUUUAGAGGUGCGCUGCCAGCGGAUCCUGCUGGAGAUGGAGGGGUCUUUGACAGCUCGGGACCGGGUGGGCAUUCAGGAUUUUGUUCUUCUGGAUGCCUACACCAGUGAGACAGCAUUCAUGGACAACCUCAGAAAACGGUUUAGUGAGAACCUCAUAUAUACCUACAUUGGGACCCUCUUGGUGUCGGUUAAUCCAUAUAAAGAGUUGGGAAUCUAUACCAAAAAACAAAUGGACAUUUACAUGGGAGUCAACUUUUUUGAGCUGCCUCCUCAUAUCUUUGCACUUGCUGACAAUGUUUACCGGACAAUGAUUAGUGAAGCCAACAACCACUUCAUCCUCAUUUCUGGUGAAAGUGGUGCUGGCAAGACGGAGGCCUCUAAGAAAGUCCUGCAGUUCUAUGCAGUGUGCUGUCCCAGCACUAGACUCCUGGACAACGUGAGAGAUCGGCUCCUUCUUUCCAAUCCAGUGCUGGAGGCUUUUGGAAAUGCCAAAACCCUGAAAAAUGACAACUCGAGCCGAUUUGGAAAGUACAUGGACAUACAGUUUGACCAUCAGGGAGCAGCAGUUGGUGGCCACGUCUUAAGCUACUUACUGGAGAAGUCAAGGGUGGUCCACCAAAAUCAUGGAGAAAGGAACUUCCACAUCUUUUAUCAGUUAGUUGACGGAGGGGAGGAUGAGCUUCUUCGCUGGCUUGGUUUGGAGCGAAACUGUCAGAAUUACCGCUAUCUUAUUCAGGGAGAAUGUGCCAAAGUGAGCUCCAUUAAUGACAAGAGUGACUGGAAAACCGUACAGAAAGCUCUUACUAUUAUUGAGUUUAGUGAAAAGGAUAUAGAGCAUCUGUUUGCCAUCCUUGCCAGCGUCCUUCAUCUUGGCAAUGUUCACUUUGAGGCCAGUGCCCUGGGUUAUGCCACAUUAAACAGCAGUGUGGAAGUACACUGGCUGUCAAAGUUAUUUGGCAUCCCCUCAAACAUGUUAGUGGAGGGUUUAACUCACAGAAAGAUUGAAGCCAAAGCAGAAGAGGUGAGGCGGAUUUAUGGACAUAUUUAUCAUUUUCAGGUUCUAAGCCCUUUCACCGCUGAACAUGCGAAGUAUGCCAGGGAUGCACUAGCCAAAGCCAUCUAUGGCCGCACAUUCUCAUGGCUUGUUAAUAAGAUUAAUGAAUCGUUGGCAAAUAAGGAUUCAACCAGAAAGACGGUGAUUGGACUGCUCGACAUCUAUGGAUUUGAAGUGUUUGAUGUGAACAGUUUUGAACAGUUCUGUAUAAACUUCUGCAAUGAAAAGCUUCAGCAGCUUUUCAUCCAGCUCACCCUCAAAUCAGAGCAAGAGGAGUAUGAGAAGGAGGGAAUUGAGUGGGAGCCAGUGCCAUACUUUAACAACAAGAUCAUCUGUGACCUGGUGGAGGAGAAACAUAGAGGCAUCAUAUCAAUACUGGAUGAAGAAUGUUUGCGUCCUGGCGAAGCCACUGAUUUUACAUUCCUGGAGAAACUAGAGGAGAAGAUGUGUGGUCACCCUCAUUUCGUCACGCACAAGUUGGCUGAUCAGAAAACACGCAAAACCCUUGAACGAGGUGAUUUUCGUCUUCUACACUAUGCCGGAGAGGUUACUUACUCAGUUGUUGGAUUUCUCGACAAAAAUAAUGAUCUUCUGUACAGAAACAUUAAAGAGGUCAUGCGACAGUCUAAGAACAGUAUUAUGCAGCACUGCUUCCAUGCUAUUGAACCUGAUGGCAAGAAAAGACCUGAGACGGUAGCCACCCAGUUUAAGAGCAGCCUUGCAGGCCUCACUGAAAUCCUCAUGACCAAGGAGCCAUGGUAUGUGCGGUGCCUGAAACCCAACCACUGCAAGCAGCCAGACCGCUUUGAUGAUGUCAUGGUGAGACAUCAAGUCAAGUACCUGGGGUUAAUGGAGCACCUGAGAGUCAGGCGGGCUGGGUUUGCUUAUAGGAGAAGAUGCGAGGUCUUCCUGAAAAGAUAUAAGGCUCUAUGUCCUGACACGUGGCCACACUGGAAGGGGACACCAGCAGAGGGAGUGCAGCGACUCAUCAAACACCUUGGCUACAAACCAGACGCGUACAAGAUGGGAAGGACAAAAAUCUUCAUUCGCCAUCCCAGGACUCUUUUUGCCACUGAAGAUGCAUUUGAGAUCUGCAAGCAUAAAUUGGCCACAAAAAUCCAGGCCAAAUACAAAGGCUAUAGGGUGAAAGGCCUAUACCAGAGGCAGAGGGAAGCAGCUACCAAGAUUGAGACAUGUUGGAGGGGCCUUCAGGCCAGAAAAGAGAGGGAAAGGAGAGCCUGGGCUGUCAAAGUCAUCAAGAAGUUUAUUAAGGGCUUCAUGAACAGAAAUCAGCCUGUCAGCAUGGACAACUCUGAGUAUCUGGCCUUUGUCAGACAGAGCUACCUCACUCGACUCAAAGAGAAUCUGCCAAAAUCAGUACUGGACAAAACCACCUGGCUAACUCCUCCACCCAUAAUGCAAGAGGCCUCCGUGUUCUUGCGUCAGUUGCACACACGUCUCCUUGUACGGAAGUAUGUUCGAGGGAUCAGUGCACAGCAGAAGUUGCAGCUGCAAAUUAAAGCACUGGCCAGUGACAUAUUCAGAGGCAGAAAAGAGAACUACCCUCAAAGCGUAUACCAGCCCUUUGCUGACACUAGGAUAAGUGAACAAGACAUAAACAUCAAAGUCUUGCAGCAGAUUUGUCCUGAGGGCAUUAAGUACAGCGUUCCAGUGAUUAAGUAUGACAGGAAUGGCUUUCGGCCACGUUUCAGACAGCUGAUCUUCACUCAGGCUGCUGCUUAUCUGGUGGAAGAGGCCAAAAUCAAACAGAGGGUCAAUUACAGCUCACUAAAAGGGGUGUCUGUCAGCAAUUUAAGUGACAACUUCCUGAUUCUCCAUGUCACCUGUGAUGACACGAAGCAAAAAGGGGACCUAGUCUUGCAGUGCAGCUAUGUAUUUGAGGCAUUGACAAAAAUCUGUGUGGUGACAAAAAAUCAUAGCCUCAUCAAAGUUGUUCAAGGAAGUGUGAGGUUUGAUAUCCAGCCUGGCAAAGAGGGCUUUGUUGAUUUUAAGAGCAGCAGUGAAUCCAUGGUCUACAGAGCCAAGAAUGGACACUUGAUGGUGCAAGUUCAGAGUGCACAGAAUGCUGAAGAUUCCAAACAAACACAAUGGAUGAAGGCAGAGUCAGGGGAGGGAGAAGAGCUGGCCAUGGAAGAAGAGGAGCAGGCCAACGAGGAAGAGGAGUUCAAAUCAGAGGAGGAAGAGGAGCAGGCCAACAAGGGAGAGGAGAAGGUCCAGGAGGGAGAGCAAGACAACCUCGCACCAUCAUUAUGGACGAGAUGCGAGCAACAGUCGUUGACCAUGUCCUUGUCCGUGGCAUGA